AUGGAAUGCUCUUAUGCUCCAACUCGAACCGAGACCGUUCUGGAUAGCGCAAGUUCGGACCGAGCCAUCAUGGAUAUUUCAUUGGUUACCAAGAAUAUUCCAUCCCGUCUGAUCUUCUUAAGAGUUACUACCUAAGUAGCUUUCCACUCCAAAUAGCAAGUUUAGGCUACAGAAUCUUACGAGGAUGACGGUUGUUCCCGCUAAGCUUGCCCAUUUAAUUUCGUUAACUUAGCUUCCGUCUCGUCUACCCCAAAAGGUCCCAGAGCUGAGCGGGAAGACUGGACCUGAUAGGUACCUACCUGAAAGGUAGAGACUUACACGUAUCUCAACAUACAUACCUAAGCUUACAUAGUACCGCUUAUCACUCUAUAGUACACACACUCUCUCCCUUCGCUAUCUUGACCAUGGCCGGUUUAGCGGCUUCUCCCAAUUGGCACAACCUUAGCUCGAGCUCGAGCUCGCACUCGCUUAUACCACUUUUCUCAUUAGCCCUUCCAUCUGAUAAACCUUCUCUCAUCCUAACAUGACCCAACCGCGACCUGACUGCUAGUGUUUUUCUUCUUGUCACCUGUCAUAUUGUAUUGUUUCACCUUGUUAUUUACCACAUUACUCUAAUAUACGGUUGAGCUGGUAUAAUAUUCGUUAUAUCUUUUUAAUAACUAGGACUCGCUAUCAUGACUUAUACCGUUAGCUUAUCUUCUACUCACUCUAAGAGAAGGAAGACUCAUCACAACCAACUCAUCACAACAGACGCCAUGACAAAUAAUACCAGGCUGCUCUUUGAUAACCUUAGUACGGAAUUAUUACAUAUUAUAUUCAAACAUUUACGAGAUGUUGAUCCCCGGACGCUGGCUGAUGCUCGUCAGUUAUCUAGACGACUCGAAGCAGUCAUCAGGCCCAUCUACUUUGAAACUAUUCGUCUCAAUGAGAAUAUAGUCGAUCCCCUAGCCGAAACAUAUUUCCCUGGCUACUUGGAGGAUUUAUAUUUAUUCACUAGACACGUUGAAACUAGAAGCAACCUGGAUGCCCAGAACACCAAGAGGGUUUUGGAUAGAGUACAAAGACUUUGUUCUUUAAGAUGGCGUUACGUGGGAAAUCGAUCGUUUAUAAACUCAAGCUUUGCUUUUUCGACACCCUCUAAUAUAUUAAGCCCCUAUCAUCUCAAAAUUGACAGGACGAAGAUAUAUGUUGAAGACCUGCCUCUACAGGACAUUUAUACUGGCUCAUAUAAUAAUUACGCCCAGGAUAUCCCAGCAAGUAACCUCGUUUCUCUCAAGAUGCAGAGCCCAACACUCGCCGAAACCGUUGAAUCGCUGAAACAAUUCCUUGUUCGCGCUCAAGGCACAAGAACUAUCAGCUAUAACGGCCGCGGCCAAGGGACAAGCUUUUCCUUUAGAGGCAAUGAACGUCUACCGCCUUUUGAGGAAAUAUUGCUACGGUCCUACGACUGGAACCAUGAUGCCGACGAAGUCCAAAGACAUUGGAAUUUCUCUCAGUUACGGAAGCUAACCCUUAUCGACGUACCCCUAUAUCACUUCCUAACUUCGGUACCCUUUGCGGAACUCAGCGACCUCGAAACUCUCCAUUGUGAGGACUUCAGUACACAUACACCAGACCGACGCGAAGAUGCGACAAGGGAUUUGCACAGGCUGGUACAAGGCAUUAAGGCCCUUUGUACGAUCACGAUCACGUGUCAUACGAACUUAUUUCCGAUAGAUGCCUUUCUCCGCCAUACGGAUUCGCUCCAAGCCCUGAGUUUCCGGGACUACGUCGGCUUUGGCGACGAGACCAAACAAUACCCCACGAUGCAGAUCCAAGAUCUCAAUCAGCUUUCUACCACGCUGGCCUAUCUCAACUUUCUCGAGCUGGGUAUGGACGCAACCGUCUGCGACCCGAACCUAUUCCUCCAAGCACUUUGUAAUUUCCCUCGGCUCACCAAGCUCGUCUUACACACGCACACGGCCUGGCGGGCCCACGACGAGGUAAAGGACAAUACGGAUCGGGACUACGACGCCGCCUUGCGAACGCUGUCGGUCCUGACCCAGAACAAGCGCGGGAAACCGUGGCAGAGCGUCGUCAUCAACGUCGGCGGGUGGAAGCCCGUCGUGGUGCGUCGGCUGAGCCAGGCGUGGCAGGAGAAGAACGCACGGGGGAUCUACGCCGAGCGGUGCUUCGAUGCCAAGAGGGACGAGGACACGGGCAGCUAUGUUCUCGGGGAGAUCCCUGCUACGGAUAAUACGUCCGUCUAGAGAGAAUGUGACGGGGCACGGGGAGGUCUUUUCUUAGGUACAGUAUACAGAUCUGCCUAAGGUUAGGUAGGUACCUAAGAGAAGAAGAAGAAGGGGGUGCCCGUUCUUGAGGGGAGUUGUUGUCUACGAUGGAAGAGAUCCCUAAAUUGAGACAUAAAGGACUAAAUAAUUUCCCUGUAUUACUCUCCCAACUUAGUAACAAAAGAUAGUUAAUUAUUAACGUAAUAUGUAUUCUUCCGA
Daldinia caldariorum is the source of this 2489-nucleotide messenger RNA. RefSeq lists its product as uncharacterized. The record is from RefSeq and is a predicted model, not a curated record. Lineage: Eukaryota; Fungi; Ascomycota; Sordariomycetes; Xylariales; Hypoxylaceae. The transcript has 3 exons. The coding region runs from base 675 to 2249 and encodes 524 amino acids.